AUGUAUAACUACCUGUCUCAGCAGCAGCAGCAGCAGCAACAGCAGCAGCAGCAACAGCAGCAACAGCAAAAGCAACAGCAACAGCAGCAGCAGCAGCAGCAGCAGCAGCAAUAUGUUGUUCAGCAGAACUUUCUUUACAUCAGCAAAGCUUCAUACGAGCUGCAGCAGCAGCAGCAACCGCAGCAGCAGCAGCAGCAGCAACAGCAGAAACACAGACCCUUUGCUGCUGUUUCCUGGGCUCUUCAACUCAUAGCCUGCAACAAAACUGCUGCUGCAGCAGCAGCAACCACAGCAGCAACUGCAACAAGCGACAGCAGCAGACAGCAGCAGCAGCAGCAGCAGCAGCAACAGCAGCAGCAGCAGCAGCAACGGGAACAGCAAAAACUACCACUUUUGGUGGAACGUCUGAGGCUCUGCUGCAGCACAAAAAACCUUUUGGUUUCUGUCUGCAGCAGCAGCAGCAGCAACCAGCAGCAGCAACAGCAACAGCAGCAGCAGCAGCAACAGCAACAGCAGCAGCAGCAGCAGCAGCAGCAACAGCAGCAGCAGCAAGAGAUGGCGGAAUGGGGGUCUGACUCGUUCCCCCCUGCCCCCUACGGUGCUGCUGAGAGCUCGCAGGAGGAGGAGGGUGUUGCUGCUGCUGCUGCUGCUGCUGCUGCUUCUGCUGACUCAGACGACAGCAGCAAGAGCAGCAGCAGCAACGACAGCGGCAACUGCAGCAGCAGCUGCAGCAGCAGCAGCAGCAGCUCGUUUUGUAGGGGGGAGACCAUACCCAUACACAGGCAGCGGGCCCGUGGGGCCUCUCACUCAGUUGCACCAGCAGAAGAAACAGCAGCAGCAGCAGCAGCUGCAGCAGCAGCUGCUGCUGCUGCUGCUGCUGCAGCAGCACCGCUGCAGCAGCAGCACCAGAGAAUGUCUCGGCCUUGGCUGCUGAGGCGCAGGCACGUCACGACAGCAGCAGCAGCAACAGCAGCAGCAGCAGCAGCAGCAGCAGCAGCAGCAGCAGCAGCAAGCCAAGCCGUGGUUCUUUUCGUCGCAGCAUAG
Molecule: messenger RNA, 1044 nt
Organism: Eimeria mitis
Lineage: Eukaryota; Apicomplexa; Conoidasida; Eucoccidiorida; Eimeriidae
Exons: 4
Coding region: 1-1044 (347 amino acids)
Source: RefSeq, a predicted model, not a curated record